UUAUUAGGAAACAAAAAGACAAUAAAACAAGCAUGAGUUGCUACAAUAAACGUAAAAUGUCAUAUAUUAUGUAAAAUAAUGAUGGUGGAGUAUUUGCCUUUAAAGAUCUAAACGGAAGUUUGAACUUAGGUCUGAUUUAUUGAUCAAUAUUGACUAGAUCUUAUCACUUUUGUUACAUUUAAAGACUCACUAAUACACUUAUCUUUCAAUUCUUUUUUUUAAUUCUUAAUUUUUGACUUGUUUUGUGAUCAUUUCAAGUUCAGAAAGUAAAACCCUUUAAAUUAGUUUAGAAAUGUUUAAUGUUUCCUACAGAAUUUGAACGUAGCGUAGCAAAAAGUCGGUUUCCACGGCAACGCGUCACAACGACUGAGACUAAGAUGGUUUACAUCACAGAGGAGCUGAUCCGGCGGCGGGCCGAGCACAACGGCUGUGAGAUCCUCUCUCUGGAGGAGGUUUCCCUGCACCAGCAGGACAUCGAGCGGAUCGAGCAUGUGGACAGGUGGUGCAGGGAGCUGAGGAUCCUCUACCUGCAGAACAACCUCAUCCCCAGAAUCGAGAACGUGGGGCGCCUGAAGAAGCUGGAGUAUCUGAAUCUGGCCUUGAACAACAUCCAAGUCAUUGAAAACCUGGAAGGCUGUGAGAGCCUCCGGAAGCUGGACCUGACGGUGAACUUCGUGGGUCUGCUGAGCAGCGUGGAGUUGCUGCAGCACAACGCCCACCUGAGGGAGCUCUACCUGGUGGGGAACCCCUGCACCGAGUUCCAGGGCUACCGGCAGUACGUCGUGGCGGCGCUGCCUCAGCUCAAGUGGCUGGACGGGACAGAGAUCAGCCGGUCGGAGCGGAUCAGAGCCUCGCAGGGCCUGGAGCAGGUGAGGAGGCGAGUCAGGGAGCAGGAGCAGGAGUACCUGAGGAGGAGAGAGGAGCAGAAAGAAGAGGCUGCACAAAGAGACAAGGAGAGGAAACCAGACUCACAGGACGACAAGGAGAACCUGCGGAGCGCCGAGGAGGAGGAGCAGGACUUCUGGCACACGCCCUGCUCCUUCACCCCCGAGUCCCGGCUGGAGGCGCACCGCCGCCUGGAGGAGAAGAAGAACGCCAACAGGAAGGAACCAGAGAAGAAGAACAAACCUCCCAGGACUCUGAUCACCGCUGACGGACAAGUCAUGAACAUCAACGAACCCAAGUUGGCCUUUUCUCUGACUGAGGAUGAGGAAAGCAACGCUGUUGUGUUGGACCUGGCCGUUUACAGACACAUGGACACGUCCCUGAUGGAUGUGGACGUCCAGCCGACGUACGCCAGAGUCAGCGUCAAAGGAAAGAUGUUCCAGGUGGUUCUUCCUGCGGAGGUGAAGCCCGACAGCUCGACGGCCCGGCGCUCCCAGACCACCGGACACCUGGUUCUGACCAUGCCCCGGGCUGAAGGUGAACUCAGAGUGAAGAAGCCCGCUCCUCGCCAGCACCGAGACGCUCUGAGCCGCAGCUCAGCAGAGGAACGGAACAGAAAGGAUAAAACUCCUGAGAGGCUGGAAGUUGAUCCCAGUAAACGUAAAUCUGUUGAUGUCGCCAACAUCGUGCCUCAGCGGAGCAACGGAGAAGAUCUUCAGGAAAAACCAGGUCGAACAGCAGAACUCCCUGAAGAGUUCAUGGACGACCCGGAGGUUCCUCCGCUCAUCUAAAAUGUUUUUAAACACACAGUUUCACCGCCGCUCUACAGAAAAUGAUGCAAAUCCUGGUUAAGUGAUUUUAAUUGUCUUACAGCAAAACAAAUGUUAGUGUUGGUAACAAAACCUCAGAAGAUUCUGACAGAAAAACAUUUUGGUUUUAGUAAAAAGAUUUUCUUCUGGACAGUUUUUGGUGUUUUAUUCUUUUUUAAAAUCCUUUUUCUUAACCUUAAAGUACAGAAUCCAUAUGUAUGUUGUAAAUAUUAACACCAAACAAGAUUUAUCACCUGGACAGACAAAAACAGAUAAAUAUAACUUCAAUCUGCUGUCAUUGUGAAACACAUCAACCAGUGAUACUGACCUUCACCUUUAAUUGCUUUUUAAUCUGAUUGUCUUUAGUUGCAGUUUGUGACAGAUUCUCUAUGGUGAACUGGAGUUUUAAUAUUUUAGUGGAUGUCAGUGUUAUUGAUCUCAGAUUGAAGAAUCAGUGAAACCUCUAAUGAGGAAGCUGGCAGCCUCUCCGGACCUUCAUAAGAGUUUCUGCAGCUUUUCCCCAAAGUUUGAGCUCAGUGUGUGCCUGGACUCAUUUCAUUUCUUUGCAAAGAGCAAAUGUUAAAUUAGUUUCUAAUUCCUCAGAGGUACAAGGUGUGCUAACUGAACGCUGAAGUUUCCUGUUUCGGAUCUGAUGAGGGCUCAGAGGUUUAUUCGUCUCUGUCAGCGGCUCUUCAGCCUUAUUGGCCUCAACAGAAAACCUCCAAUCUGUAGAAAGAAAAUGUCAUCAGCGUAUCUGUUAGCUCGAAUAUUAGCUUAACCGUUAGCUCAGCUGUUUCCCUUAAAAUGUUUGUGCUUAUUUGCUUGAUUUUGAGAAAGUACAAUAUUUGCUUAAAUAUUCACCGUACUCUUAACUUGAUCUGUAACUUAUUGGUCACUUAAAUUGUGAUCUUGACUGAAGGUUAGCUCUCCUAUUAGCUUGUCUAUUAGUUCAUCUGCUAACUCAGCUGGUAACUUCUUCUUCUUUUGAGUUUUAUUAGCGGUUAGCAAACCAACUUAAGGUGCCCAGCUGUUAGCUUGACACCUUAGCUUUACUUUGAGUAGAGAAGCUGUUAGCUCUGUAGCAUGUUAGCUUAAUUAUUACAUGACUAUUAAUGUUAAUAGCGUUUACAUAACUUUGUGAUUGCUGUCUCACUGUUCAGUGUUGCCUUGACUAUCAACUGUUUAUGCAACUGUUUGCAUGAAUGUUAGCAUUAGCAUAGCUCAAGAGGUUCUUGACUGUUAGCUUGACUAUUAGUGAAAUUUUAGCUCAGCUUUCAUUCUGUUAACGUGACUUUAAUUAGUUAGCUACAGUAGCUUCACUGUUUUGAGUGUUUAGAACGCUGUUAGCUUACGUAUAGCUUAUAUUAGCAUGACUGUUUCUUAAAAUAAUUGAGUUUAACUGUCACGCUAACGGACAUUUGACUGAGUCCUACCCUGACUGUUAGGUCAAAGGUCAAUCUUGAGAAUUAAUGAAGGCAACUAAACCUCUCAUCCAAAAGUCGUUUUUAGUUCAGAAACUUAUAGGUUGGGAGUUUUAGGUUUAUAAACUGUCCUCAGAUCAAUCAUGCUGAUUGGGAAUUAGAGCGUCACUAAUAAGGCUGAAAUGGUUUCAAGAUAACAAAAGUCCAGUUAUCUUCCUUUAAAACUCUUACCCUGCUCUGAGUGACACACCAGAGGUUAGUAUUAGCUUAAUAAGUAGGGAAGCAGUUAGAUUAAAUAUUAACUUAAUUGUUGAUUUUGCUGUUAGCUCAGCAAUUAGCUUGACUGAUGAUUAUGUGUUGUUAGCAGUUAGCGUAGCCUCUCUCAUACCCGACCUUAGUUGACGGAUAUUUAACUGCUGCUGGUCGACCAAAGUUUGUUUGUUUCUUUUUUAAGUGAACAUAUUCCUCUCAUUAAUUCACCAGCUACUAAAAUCCUGACUUGUUCUCUUCCCUGAUUUAAUUUGUGCUGCUUUUAAGCUGCAGCUGAAGAAAAAUCGAUGAGCUGUGGCUGUUUUUUGUUCUGUUUGCGGCUUUAGGCCGUUGUGUUGUGAUGCUUUGCCUCAGAUUCGGGUCCUCUGCCAGACUUUGAUCAGAAGCUCCUCUCUGCCCAGAGGACAUAAACUUAUUCUUCAGCUCGCUCUUCUCUCCUUGAAUCUCGGCUGAACUCUCCUGAGUCUUCACUUUCCUCUUGAGUUGUCACCUUAAAAAGCUCCGAGGUCGUUCCUCCUCUUCCUCGCCCUCUUCUUCCUCCUCUGUACGCCUGCAGGAAUCGUUCUGCCUUCCUGACGGCUUCACUCUUUUAUUAUCCAGGCUAUAUUUGGACUGAGCUGUAUGCGCUGUACAGCAGGAUGUUUGUCUUUACUGCAACCUGCAAGUACAUCAAAACUCCUGGAGCCUGGAGCCGCACUUUGGUAAUUAAUUUCUCCAGUUUUACUGGAAAACAUCUUUAUUAGUUAUUGUAACCCAGAAAUGAGUCGAUAACUGAUAACUGAUCAGGCAUUUGCUGGCUGCAGAUUUCUGAUUUAUUGGUAAUAAAGCCCCUGCUCUGUGCAGUAACUCAGUGUUCGCUUCCCACUUCCACAGCUUUUCAAAAUGAAGGCGUGUUUAUUUAUAGGCUAAGGAAAUGUGUUGCUCAUCACUGAGAGGAAAUAAACUCAAAAAUAAAAUCAACUUCAUGCAAAUAAAGUUUACAGCUCAUGGAAAACAUCAGCUGUAGGUUUCUGAGCAGUUUUAGGAAAUGUUCAGAACAAAUUCUUUGGUUAACCAGAAGACAGUUUUGACUUUGAAUAGGCCAUUUAUUUUUUUACAUUCUAUUGCCAGAUAUAUGAUUAUGAUCUAAUUGGUUAAAAUGUAAACAUUUUUCUAGAUUAUCCUGAGAUCAUCAGGGCAUAAAUCUUGUUUUUCUGUCAUAUUAUGUCUAAACUAAUAAAUAAGUUAACAUAAAAUUAGUCCAUUGCCUCAAAAAUGUAAAAUCUUUCAAACUAACUCCUUUUGCAUUGAUUGAGAUUUUCAAGAAUUUAUGGAUAUUAAGGAUUUGAUGUCGGUGUUAAAUUAGAUAACUUUAAUGUUUCCUAGUUUUGAGUUAGAUGGAUGGAUAUGAAUGUAAACGAUAUAAUCUGUAGAGAAUUAUUUAAAAAAUAUGAACAAGAAUCAAACCCUGGAAAAUUACAAUCAAAUUAAUGACUUUUCCUUAAUCUGUAAACCGGAUUGUCUUUGUAACGAACAGACCAGAGGAGGACCGAGUGUGGCGCCUUGUGGAGCUCCGUCAGUAAUACUUUAUCUGAUCUGAGAACAGAAACAGAAAAUACUGCUGAUGUGUUCACAGCACUGGGAAAACUUACAGGAAGCUGUUGUUUUAAAAACAAAUCAGUCUGAAUAAUCUAUGGAUACUUUUAUCUGCUCAUGUUUCUACAGAUGUAAAUACGUUUUAGCUCAUUUCCUUUUGGGUUUUGCUUCAUUUCAGACAUUUAAAUCUGUAUUUGUACUGUAUAUAGUUUAAUUUUCCCCUGAUAUUCACCUUUAAAGCAGAUUUAAUCUAAUCUUGUGUUUUUUCUUAUAUGAAUUAGCAUCAUUGUUAAAUUUCUGUUUUUCCCACAAAUCUGUAAAUUCUUCAUUAAAUUGUCUGGAAGCAGCUUAGAAACCAUCAGUGGUAUUUAACAGCUGAUUUAACUGGUGUUUACUGUCACACUGGGACCAUUAUAUCAGGGUUAAUGGCUCAGAGUGCUUUGCUCAUUCUGACUGACUGGUUUUUGUGGUCAAAAUGGUUUUAAUGGAUUUAGUGGUCGAUUUUCUUCCUGUCCUCAGUUUUGAAUUAAAUUCUCUGUUGUUUUUAUCAGUUUCUUUUUCUUAAUAUGAUGAUUUUUCUCACUGACCCAGUUCUUCGGCGCUGCUGGGUGUUUUUUUCCUGACUUUAUGAGGAGCAUUUCUUCAGUCAGACGGCGUACGCUAACGUCUCCUAGCUUCUCCUCCACAUGAAAAGCCCUCCAGCUAAAUGUAUAAUUCAGGCUGAAUGUCUCUGGUUGUUUCUACAAUCAUCCAGGAGGUUGGAAAGGCCCAUCAGAUUCGUUAAUAUAGAGUCAAAGUUCUUGAUUGUGGAACCGUAAACAGAUGAUGGUUCCUAAAUAUGUGAUGCAAGUCUCAGAUAUUUACAGCUCAUUGUUUACUGCUGCGCUCACACAAUGAGGUGAGGUUUCCAGAUCUGUAAGUGUUCCUCAGUUCUAAUCUUUGUUCAACUUCCUGUUUUAUUGUCUGCUGUUUUCUUUCCUCCGUCUCUCUGUGAGAUGAAUUAUUUAACCUGCCUUCACAAACCCUCCCUGUCUCCAUCUUUGCGUCCUGAGCUGCAGCCAUGGACAGUUGCGGGGUUUCCUCUGCAGCAGCGCCAUCAGAAGCAACCAAUCACAGGAGGAAUCUGACUCCUGCCUUCGUUUUUAUAAACUGCUGCCACAGCAAAACAUCUGAUCCUGUGUCAGUCCUGCAGAAGACGACAGCUGGACUCAUUUUUCACGGGAGCAGUUUGAUUCAUGGCGGCUCUACGUCCAUGUUGGGCUCCACCGGGAAAAUCCACCGAUCAUCUCAAGGUCAAGACCAAAUUAAAUCUCUUUGUUUCUACCUUUAAUUUAUAAUCUCAUGUCUAAAAUCAAAUCUGUAAACCAAGAAAAUAUUUUUUUAUAUUUGUUGCAUAAUUAGGCCUAAACAGUCCAUCAGAUUUUAUUAAAUCUAAUGUGAUGAAACUUGUAAAUCAUAUUUAGAUCAAAAUUAACUUCCAGUGCAGCUACAAGUGGUUUGAUGAUGUUUUUCUAGCCGAACGAAUCACAAAAUGAUAGAUUAGACCAAAUACAGACAAACUACAUUAAAUUAAUGAAGCAAACACUAUUUUUAAAAAUACAUUAAAGUUAACCCAAACAUAAUACAAUACAAGAGAUGUUAUACAUGCUAACUAGCACACCAACUAGCUAGCUAGCAUGUGUAAACCAUUCGCAGAAGUCUGAUUGCUGUCACAUUUUUCAGUAGCAUAAACAACCAGGCAUCAAAAAUCUGGAUGCAGUUAAAUAAUCUGGAUGCAGUUAAAUAAUCUGGAUGCAGUUAAAUAAUCUGGAUGCAGUUAAAUAAUCUGGAUGCAGUUAAAUAAUACUCAGAGUUAAAUCAGGAUCUGCAGCAGGACUGAGCUGGACUUGAACUGAAAGGUUUUAACUCAGGCUAACAAGAAUGCAAGAAUGUCAGAUUAAUUUUGGGCUUUUACCAAAGUGUGAACGGUAAUAUUUCCAAAAUAAUAAGACGAUACAACUUUAAACAAUCCCAUUCGGGCUUCAAUAUAAGCAUCCUUUGUUUGUCAGCCUGCUGAGUCUUCCAGCUUUUCUGUAAAACCAAAUCUGAACUUGUUUCCGUUAACCUCACUCCCGUCUACAAUGAGAGGAUUUCCUCGCCCGUCUCCUCCUCAGCUGGUCGUGUCGCUGAAGUCGUCCCCGUCUUCGUGUCUUUUAACCCCGCGCCGUGAAAGUUGGAUGAGCUGGAUCAAUAAAACAUGGUGGCUGAGGAGUCGACCACAUCAUGCAGAUAUAACGCAGCGCUGUAAUGCCUUCAAUUAUUCACCAGUUGGGUCUCUGACAAAGACCCAGGAAGGAUCCUCACAGUCUGGGUAAACAGGAAACAAGCAGUACCUGCAGCAGCAUGCUAGGAAAACAUUCACUCAAAAGAAAACACACAUUUUACUAAAAAGAGAUGUCUUUUGUCUCAUGAUUUGGUUUUUUGAACUUUGGUUUAGUGUUGCUGUAAUGAAGUCUGGAUUCUACAGCUUGAAAAGCCAAAGCCACAUCAACGAUGGAAAUUAUGCUAAAAUUGAAGUCAUGCUUUUAGCAUUUUGUUCUAGCAAACCUGCAGCUGUGGCUUUGGCAUUUUGUUGUAGUUUUCAGACUGAAUACAUUAUACAAAAUUAAACCAUUUUACCAAACCACUGUGGCUUGUUUUCCACACAGUGGUAAAAUAACACAUCUGUACUUGUUGCAUAACUAAUAAAAUGCAUUUUAAACUUCAUCUAAAUAAAUAAAAAUAUGUUUUUAAGUCUUAUAAGGUUGGUUUGGACAUUUACGUCUAUUUAACCACUCAGGAUCACCUGAAUUCAGUUGAACUAUUAUGGUUCCUGGUGUCAAGUUGUCACUAAGCCUAACUUAGCAUUUAGCAAUCAAGUCACCUAGCUUUCCAUUUAGCUUAACCUAGUUUAAUAGCAUGUUACUUUAGCAACAACCUUUAACUUUGCAAUCUGUUAGCUUAGCUUUGCAAUAUGAUCAACAAACUUCAUUGAUCAAUAACACCAUUUAGCUUAACCUAGACUAGCGACAUUGUCAGUUAGCUUAUUUUAGCAACAAUGGAUUUUGUAAAAUUUUCCAGUGGUUAUUUACACUUUAAGAACAUUUGUUGAAUUCUAACAAUGAAAUUAAGAAACAAUUGUUUAGCACUCCUCCUCCUGCUUCUGGUGAAGCUUAUUCUGGUUAAAAUUGGGCCGAUUUUAGACGUUAUUAAGCCUGAAAGUCAUAAAGAGCUCCUGAAAAGUAGAAACUGUGAUCUUGCAGAGUCUUUUGAAGGUUUUAUCCUGCUCAGGUUUCUGUGUGUCAUCAGGGAGGAUCCCGCCGGUCCAGUCAGGAGUCUCUGAACUCUCCUGUCACUCCGAUGUCCAGCUCAGCCUCAACGACCUCGCCACUCAGCCGUGAAAACUUCAGGAGCGGCAGCAGAAUAAAACUUUCAAAAACCUUCUGGCACAAGACAACGGUGACGAAGCGAGAAAGCAGGAAGACCUGGAAAAACCCAGAGGUUCAGAUCCGGCUGGUUAUGAAACACAAACAAAUCACAAACGUCUUAAACAGGAAAUGACGUCAAUAACAAAGUGAAAAAACAGAACAUAUGGAAAUUAUGCUUAAACUGCUUCUAAAUUAAAGUUAUAUAAACAUUUUGUAAGUUUAAGAAAAAACUUUGAGCCAAAAGUUUGGAAAGUUGGAAAUUCAAUUCAAUAUUUUGAAUUUAGCUGAAAAAUACAGUGACCUAAUAAACAAAAUAUUCCCUUUGUCUAGUUCUAGCAACGAUAACUUAGCUUAGGUUAGCAAAAUGGCUGCCUCGCAUUAGGCUAAUAUAGCCUAGCUUAGCAUAAUAUCAGUAGAUCACUUACUUUAACUUAGCAAGACGAGCACUUGUAUACUCAGUUGGCUUUAUUUAGUCAGGCUAAAUACACAGCUAGCUUAGCAGUGUUUUAAUGUAGCUAGCUUAGCAAUAUGGUAACUCAGCAACAUUUUCUCUUAGCUUAGCAGCAACAGAGUCACUUACCCAAGUUUAGAAAUGUUGUAACUUUGUUCAAUUCAGAGAAAUAAUUACUUAACUUAAUUUGGCAGAUUAAUUAUUUUUCCUAAUUUGGAAAAAUGUCACAUUAGCUUAAAAAAAGGAUUGUUUAUUUAACAUCUAAACUAAGGAGUCUGGAUCUCUUUUUUUUUUACAAACUAACAACAUUAUAACCCCUUCUGUCUUUUUGUUUUAUCAUAAAGUCUGACGUUUUUUUUAAACCAACUUUGAAUUAAAAAUGCAUAAAACACAGUAAUUAAUAACCGGUUGCAUGUUUUUCAGUGUCACAUAGAGUCUCUUUUUUUACAGCGCACAAAUAAAAACAUUUUCAUUGGAUAUUGUUCAUUGGAUACAGGGAACAACCUCACUCCUUCUCACUGUGGUAGAGGAACCCAGAUUAUGAUUUGUUUUAUAAAAAUGAAUUUUUAGUCAUUAUUGUCUGCUGAAAAAAGGAAGAAAACAUAAAAGUCUGCAGAAGAGUUUAUGUUCCAGUUAUUUAUCCAGACUUCAAAAAGAUACAAGAACCUGAAGGACAUAUUUAACAAGUAUGAAGAGAGCAGAAUUUGCUGCAGUAAAGUCUAAAAAAAGCCGAACUCCAGCAGGAGGAUUGAUUUUUAUGAGUAGCUAUAAGAAGCAGCGCGGAGUCUGAAUCCCUUCUGUCCCUGGGAGGCGAUUCGGAGCCGCCGUGACUCACCGGAUCGUCCUGUACAGCAGAACCAGCACACUGGCAAAUCAUUGCUUUUUCAAUUACUGAUCUGUCCGGCCGCUUCUCAUCCAGAUAAUUAGUCAAAUCCAGCGACCGGCAGCGGUUAAGUAGCUAAAGGGCAAACAGACGUCAAACCAAUCUAUUUUAGGAUUUCUCGGCUCCUCUGGGUGAAUCCUGGAGCAGACGACAAAAACCUGCAGCACAGAGAAAACAUUUUCACAUGUUAGAAGGGAAAUAAUCUGACAGUGGAACUACAUUUUUUAAUUAAUAGGAAGGAAUUAAUGACUAAAAACAAGAUCUUAUAUCUUCCUGAUAAGUUUGAAAUGACUUGUAAGUUUUGUUUUAUUUAAUGUGUAAUUUAAGAUAUUUGCACCAGAAACUAGAGAAAAAUACUUGGUAAGGUUUUGUGUUUUUACAGUGCAGAUGGACUUUCAUCAACACAAAGAUGAAAAUAUCUUCACUAAAAGGUUUGAAUGUUAGUCGCAACUAAAAGUCAUCGCUGAAGAGUUUAUCUUUAUAAUAAAAUCUGUUUUCUAAAUAAA
Messenger RNA from Xiphophorus couchianus (Monterrey platyfish), 10246 nucleotides. RefSeq names its product dynein axonemal assembly factor 11 (gene dnaaf11). NCBI's taxonomy places the organism in Eukaryota, Metazoa, Chordata, Actinopteri, Cyprinodontiformes, Poeciliidae. The coding region runs from base 300 to 1676 and encodes 458 amino acids. The transcript has 13 exons. Gene Ontology annotation, cellular component: cytoplasm. Gene Ontology annotation, molecular function: protein binding. The record is from RefSeq and is a predicted model, not a curated record. Gene Ontology annotation, biological process: outer dynein arm assembly.